Phodopus roborovskii (desert hamster) is the source of this 4893-nucleotide messenger RNA. It is a transcript of the gene Clasp2, whose product is annotated as cytoplasmic linker associated protein 2. The coding region runs from base 22 to 4674 and encodes 1550 amino acids. Gene Ontology annotation, molecular function: microtubule binding. Gene Ontology annotation, biological process: mitotic spindle assembly. The record is from RefSeq and is a predicted model, not a curated record. Gene Ontology annotation, cellular component: cytoplasmic microtubule; spindle microtubule; microtubule organizing center. Lineage: Eukaryota; Metazoa; Chordata; Mammalia; Rodentia; Cricetidae. The transcript has 41 exons.
CGAGGGGCGGCGGGCGCGGCCAUGGAGCCCCGCGGCGCCGAGUACUUCAGCGCCCAAGUGCUGCAGAAGGACGUGAGCGGCCGGCUGCAGGCGGGCGAGGAGCUGCUGCUCAACCUCGGCGCGCCCGGCGCCAUCCCGGACCUGGAGGACGACCCGAGCCGCCUGGCCAAGACCGUGGACGCGCUCACCGGCUGGGUGGGCUCGAGCAACUACCGGGUAUCAUUAUUAGGAUUGGAGAUUUUAAGUGCCUUUGUGGAUAGAUUGUCAACACGAUUUAAAUCUUAUGUAGCAAUGGUUACCACAGCUUUAAUAGACAGGAUGGGAGAUGCCAAAGAGAAAGUUCGAGAUGAAGCUCAGAACCUGACCCUGAAGCUGAUGGAUGAGGUGGCACCACCUAUGUACAUCUGGGAGCAUCUGGCCUCUGGUUUCAAGCACAAGAACUUUCGAUCUCGAGAGGGUGUGUGCAUGUGUCUGAUUGAAACCUUGAACAUCUUUGGAGCUCAGCCACUGGUCAUCAGCAAGUUGGUGCCACAUUUGUGUAUCUUAUUUGGAGAUUCUAAUAGUCAGGUGAGAAAUGCUGCAAUAUCAGCUGUAGUGGAGAUUUAUAGACACGUAGGGGAGAAGCUGAGAAUUGAUCUGUCUAAGAGAGACAUUCCUCCUGCUAGAUUAGAAAUGAUACUUGCCAAAUUUGAUGAAGUACAAAAUUCGGGCGGUAUGGUUUUGAGUGUCUGCAAAGAUAAAAGCUUUGAUGAUGAGGAAUCAGUGGAUGGAAACAGGCCAUCAUCAGCUGCUUCAGCCUUCAAGGUUCCUGCACCUAAAACAUCUGGAAACCCUGUCAACAGUGGGAGAAAGCCUGGUUCAGCAGGUGGCCCUAAGGUUGGAGGUGCUUCUAAAGAAGGAGGGGCUGGAGCAGUUGAUGAGGAUGACUUUAUAAAAGCUUUUACAGAUGUUCCUUCUGUUCAGAUCUAUUCUAGUCGAGAACUUGAAGAAACGUUAAAUAAGAUCAGGGAAAUUUUGUCCGAUGACAAACAUGACUGGGACCAGCGUGCCAAUGCACUUAAGAAAAUCAGAUCACUGCUUGUGGCUGGGGCUGCACAGUAUGAUUGCUUUUUCCAGCAUUUACGUUUGUUGGAUGGAGCACUUAAGCUGUCUGCUAAGGAUCUCAGAUCCCAGGUGGUCAGAGAAGCUUGCAUCACUGUUGCACACCUUUCAACGGUUUUGGGAAACAAGUUUGAUCACGGCGCCGAAGCCAUUGUACCUACACUUUUUAAUCUUGUCCCCAAUAGUGCAAAAGUAAUGGCAACUUCUGGAUGUGCAGCAAUCAGAUUUAUUAUUCGGCAUACCCAUGUACCCAGACUCAUACCCUUAAUAACAAGCAACUGCACAUCCAAAUCAGUUCCUGUGAGGAGGCGUUCAUUUGAAUUUUUAGAUCUGUUGCUACAAGAGUGGCAGACUCAUUCACUGGAAAGGCAUGCAGCCGUCUUAGUUGAAACUAUUAAGAAGGGAAUUCAUGAUGCUGAUGCUGAGGCCAGAGUGGAGGCAAGAAAGACAUACAUGGGUCUUAGAAACCACUUUCCUGGUGAAGCUGAAACGUUGUAUAAUUCUCUUGAGCCAUCCUAUCAGAAGAGUCUUCAGACUUACUUAAAGAGUUCUGGCAGCGUAGCAUCUCUUCCACAGUCAGACAGGUCCUCAUCUAGCUCACAAGAAAGUCUCAAUCGUCCUUUUUCUUCUAAGUGGUCUACAGCGAAUCCAUCCACUGUGGCCGGAAGAGUGCCAGUGGGAGGCAGCAAAGUCAGCUCCCUCCCAGGAAGCCUGCAGCGCUCUCGGAGUGACAUUGAUGUGAAUGCUGCAGCUGGUGCCAAAGCACAUCAUGCCGCUGGACAGGCUGUCCGAAGUGGGCGGUUAGGGGCAGGCGCCCUGAACCCAGGUUCUUACGCAUCGCUUGAGGAUACUUCUGACAAGAUGGAUGGAACAGCAUCUGAAGAUGGUCGGGUGAGGGCCAAGCUUUCUGCACCACUUGCUGCGGUGGGAAGUGCCAAGACAGACUCCAGAGGAAGAAGUCGGACAAAAAUGGUGUCUCAGUCCCAGCCUGGCAGCCGGUCUGGGUCUCCAGGAAGAGUUCUAACCACAACAGCCCUCUCUACUUUGAGCUCUGGUGCCCAACGAGUCCUGGUCAGUUCAGCUUCAGCCCAGAAGAGAAGCAAGAUACCAAGGAGCCAGGGCUGCAGCAGAGAGGCCAGCCCGUCCAGGCUUUCCGUGGCCCGGAGCAGUCGUAUUCCUCGCCCGAGUGUGAGUCAAGGCUGUAGCCGGGAAGCUAGUAGAGAGAGCAGCAGGGACACGAGCCCGGUCCGCUCUUUUCAGCCCCUUGCCUCCAGACACCAUUCCAGAUCCACUGGUGCCCUCUACGCCCCCGAUGUGUAUGGGGCCUCAGGUCCGGGAUAUGGGAUCAGCCAGUCAAGCCGAUUGUCAUCCUCCGUGAGUGCCAUGCGAGUUCUAAACACAGGCUCCGAUGUGGAGGAAGCGGUCGCUGAUGCCUUGCUCUUAGGAGACAUACGGACUAAGAAAAAACCUGCUCGAAGAAGAUAUGAAUCAUACGGAAUGCACUCAGAUGAUGAUGCCAACAGUGAUGCUUCUAGCGCAUGUUCAGAACGCUCCUAUAGUUCUCGAAAUGGUAGUAUUCCUACCUACAUGAGACAGACGGAGGACGUGGCAGAAGUCCUCAACAGAUGUGCUAGCUCCAACUGGUCAGAAAGAAAAGAAGGCCUCUUGGGUCUGCAGAACUUGUUAAAAAACCAGAGAACGCUAAGUCGAGUGGAACUGAAAAGAUUAUGUGAAAUUUUCACAAGAAUGUUUGCUGAUCCUCAUGGCAAGGUGUUCAGUAUGUUUCUGGAGACUCUAGUAGAUUUCAUACAAGUCCACAAAGAUGAUCUUCAAGACUGGCUAUUUGUGCUGCUGACACAGCUGCUGAAAAAAAUGGGUGCUGAUUUGCUUGGUUCUGUUCAGGCAAAAGUUCAGAAAGCCCUCGAUGUUACAAGAGAAUCUUUUCCAAAUGAUCUUCAAUUUAAUAUCCUAAUGAGAUUUACAGUUGACCAGACCCAAACACCAAGCUUGAAGACAGUCAAGCCAGCCCUCCAGGACCAGCUUCACUCUUUUUGGAGCUCAAAGGUGAAGGUUGCUAUCCUUAAGUACAUAGAAACUCUGGCCAAGCAGAUGGAUCCGGGAGAUUUUAUAAAUUCCAGUGAAACUCGCCUGGCAGUGUCUCGGGUCAUCACUUGGACGACGGAGCCCAAAAGCUCUGAUGUUCGAAAGGCAGCACAGUCAGUGCUGAUUUCUUUAUUUGAACUCAAUACCCCGGAGUUUACAAUGUUACUAGGAGCUUUACCAAAAACUUUCCAAGAUGGUGCUACUAAACUUCUUCAUAAUCACCUUCGAAACACUGGCAACGGGACCCAGAGUUCCAUGGGGAGUCCUUUGACAAGACCAACACCUCGAUCACCAGCCAACUGGUCCAGUCCUCUUACUUCUCCUACCAACACAUCACAGAAUACAUUAUCUCCAAGUGCAUUUGAUUACGACACAGAAAACAUGAACUCUGAAGACAUUUACAGCUCCCUUAGAGGUGUCACUGAGGCAAUCCAGAAUUUCAGCUUCAGAAGCCAAGAAGACAUGAGUGAACCACUGAAGAGGGAUCCUAAAAAAGAGGAUGGUGACACGAUGUGUGGUCCUGGGAUGUCAGAUCCACGAGCAGGAGGUGAUGCUACUGACUCCAGCCAGACAGCUCUUGAUAAUAAAGCAUCUCUACUCCAUUCAAUGCCACUUCACUCCUCUUCACGAUCUCGUGACUAUAAUCCAUAUAACUAUUCCGAUAGCAUCAGUCCCUUCAACAAGUCUGCUCUCAAAGAAGCCAUGUUUGAUGAUGACGCUGACCAGUUUCCUGACGAUCUCUCCUUAGACCAUUCUGACCUAGUUGCAGAGCUGUUGAAAGAGCUGUCUAACCACAAUGAACGUAUAGAAGAAAGAAAAAUUGCCCUCUAUGAACUCAUGAAGCUAACCCAGGAAGAAUCUUUCAGUGUUUGGGAUGAACACUUCAAAACAAUAUUAUUGUUACUGCUUGAGACCCUUGGGGAUAAAGAGCCUACAAUCAGGGCUUUGGCAUUAAAAGUUUUAAAAGAAAUCUUAAGGCAUCAACCAGCAAGAUUCAAAAACUAUGCAGAGCUGACUGUCAUGAAAACCCUGGAAGCACAUAAAGACCCCCAUAAAGAGGUGGUGAGGUCUGCUGAAGAAGCUGCCUCUGUGUUGGCUACUUCAAUUAGUCCAGAGCAGUGCAUCAAAGUGCUUUGUCCAAUCAUACAAACUGCUGACUACCCAAUUAAUCUGGCUGCAAUCAAAAUGCAAACAAAAGUGAUAGAGAGAGUAUCCAAGGAAACCCUUAACCUGCUCUUACCAGAGAUCAUGCCAGGCCUAAUACAGGGUUACGAUAAUUCAGAAAGCAGUGUCCGGAAAGCUUGUGUCUUCUGCCUGGUAGCCGUCCAUGCGGUGAUUGGUGAUGAACUCAAGCCACACCUCAGUCAACUCACUGGCAGUAAAAUGAAGCUGCUGAACCUUUACAUCAAACGUGCACAGACAGGCUCUGCAGGAGCUGAUCCCACUACUGAUGUUUCUGGACAAAGUUAGUGCUGCAGGUCUCGGAACAGACAACUGCCCACCCUCCUCAAAGAAAGGAAACUCUCAAGUACAGCUUUUGGGACUAAGCUACCGUUUCCCAGUUCUAUAUAGUUUUCUGUUUUAUUCCGUUCUGUAUUUUCUGUGACAGAGGAUGUCCUCAGUCUGCAUGUAACUUUAUGAUAGUUAUUCCAAAUUCAGGAAAAGCAGUAUUAACAUCAGUUGAUCAGU